UGAGAUGGGACCCACAUUGAGCCUUGAUUGGUCUCCCGCUCUCUUAUAAAAAAUUGUACAUUUCCCUUUGGCCUUUUCAUCUAUUCCAUUUUUCAUUUCCUAAGGCGAAAAGCUUUGGGAAAGUCGCAGUUUCAAUAAAUUCCACAAAGGAUUUUGCUUAUAAAGCAACUGAAUUUUUAUUGAAUUCCUCCUGUAAAGCUUCAAAGGGAGGAAGAUGGAUUAUGUUUAUGGGCCAGGAAGGAACCACCUCUUUGUUCCGGGACCUGUCAAUAUCCCGGAACAGGUCACUCGUGCAAUGAACAGAAACAAUGAGGAUUAUCGUUCUCCAGCCAUUCCAGCACUUACAAAAACUCUUCUUGAGGAUGUCAAGAAAAUUUUCAAGACUACCUCUGGAACCCCUUUUUUGAUUCCAACCACAGGAACUGGUGCAUGGGAAAGUGCACUAACAAACACAUUGUCUCCUGGUGAUCGAAUUGUAUCAUUCCUGAUUGGCCAAUUCAGUUUGCUCUGGAUUGAUCAACAGCAACGCCUUAACUUCAAAGUUGAUGUUGUUGAAAGUGACUGGGGUCAAGGGGCAAAUCUUGAGGUUUUGGCCUCGAAGAUAGCAGAAGAUAAAGCACAUACCAUUAAGGCCAUUUGCAUUGUACACAAUGAGACAGCAACUGGAGUGACCAACAACUUGGCCACUGUGAGAAAAAUACUUGAUCACUAUCAGCACCCGGCGCUCUUUCUGGUUGAUGGGGUAUCCUCCAUCUGUGCUCUUGAUUUCCGCAUGGAUGAAUGGGGUAUUGAUGUAGCUCUCACAGGUUCACAGAAAGCUCUUUCUCUUCCAACUGGGAUGGGACUCAUCUGCGCGAGUCCCAAGGCCCUAGAAGCCACUAAAACUGCAAAAUCAGUCAGAGUUUUCUUCGACUGGAACGAUUACUUGAAGUUUUAUAAGAUGGGAACAUAUUGGCCAUACACCCCUUCCAUCCAGCUUCUGUAUGGGCUAAGAACAGCUUUGGACCUCAUUUUCGAGGAAGGUCUUGACAAUGUAAUUGCAAGGCACGGCCGACUUGCCAAAGCAACAAGACUUGCAGUUGAGGCAUGGGGUUUGAAGAAUUGCACCCAAAAGGAGGAAUGGUUCAGUGACACGGUCACUGCUGUGGUGGUUCCACCAUAUAUUGACAGCUCUGAAAUUGUUAAAAGGGCAUGGAAGCGAUACAACUUAAGCUUAGGUCUGGGGCUUAACAAAGUAGCUGGAAAGGUUUUCAGAAUAGGGCAUCUUGGAAACCUGAACGAGUUACAACUACUAGGCUGUCUUGCCGGAGUGGAGAUGGUACUUAAGGAUGUCGGUUACCCGGUGAAGCUUGGUAGUGGCAUUGCAGCUGCUUCUGCAUACUUAUCCAAUACUACUCCCUUAAUCCCUUCGAGGAUUUGAUUCAAGAAUUUAAAAAUGUAACUAUUUCUCCUCUUACCAUAUGGGUUCUACUGUAAAAAUUGCACAAUCCCCUCAUUCGUACUUGAGGCUUUGAAUUUCAUCGCUGUUGUUUAUGGACCUUUUAUAUCUAAAUCUUUGAACAUAGCAUUGGCUUUUCU
Messenger RNA from Olea europaea var. sylvestris, 1578 nucleotides. Its product is annotated as serine--glyoxylate aminotransferase. Gene Ontology annotation, cellular component: peroxisome. Gene Ontology annotation, molecular function: L-serine:pyruvate transaminase activity; L-alanine:glyoxylate transaminase activity. The transcript is spliced from 6 exons. Lineage: Eukaryota; Viridiplantae; Streptophyta; Magnoliopsida; Lamiales; Oleaceae. The record is from RefSeq and is a predicted model, not a curated record. Bases 215 to 1420 code for a protein of 401 amino acids.